UGACUUCCGAAACGACUAAUCCGACGCUUUGUGUUUGACCGAUCUGCCGUCCGAAUCCUGUCUUCUAUAUUUUUCUCACCAUUGUUUUGGCCCUUCUUCCUUUGUUGUCUCUGGUUGUCCAUUUGCUUCUUCCUACUAAACAUCUCACUGCUGCUUAUGGCGACCGCCUCAGACACAGAGCACCAACCCACUCCUCGUUCCCAACAGCAAGAACCCAUGAAGCGCCACAGGAAUGGGGAAAUCUGGGACUUCGAGGACGAGAUGGUGGUACCUAGUAACAGGCAGGUAAUAUUGGGUUUGGACGGUGGGGCUACUUCCACUGUCUGCGUAUGCAUGCCCUUCGUCCCCUUCUCCGACCCUCUCCCCAACCCUCUACCAGUUCUUGCCCGUGCGAUUGCUGGAUGCUCCAAUCAUAAUAGUGUUGGCGAAAUGGCCGCAAGGGAGACGUUGGAGGAAGUUAUGGCAGAUGCUCUUUUAAAGUCAGGUUCAAAUCGAUCUGCAGUACGAGCUGUUUGUUUAGCAGUAUCUGGUGUUAACCACCCUACAGACCAGCGACGAAUAUUAAGUUGGCUUAGGGACAUAUUCCCUAGCCAUGUGAGGCUUUAUGUUCAGAAUGAUGCUGUAGCAGCUCUUGCCAGUGGGACAAUGGGAAAGCUUCAUGGCUGUGUGCUAAUUGCUGGAACAGGAACAAUUGCUUAUGGAUUCACAGAAGAUGGCAGAGAGGCCAGGGCUGCGGGCGCAGGACCUGUCCUAGGUGAUUGGGGGAGGUAUACUAGUCUUUGUACUGCAAAAAAGCAGCCAUUGAUGGGGGAGGAUGGCUCCACAUCAAGUGGAUAUGGAAUAGCUGCACUGGCACUAACUGCUGUAAUUAGGGCUCAUGAUGGUCGUGGUCCACAUACAAAGCUUACAUCUAGCAUUUUACACCAUCUUGGCCUUUCUUCUCCAGAUGAACUAAUUGGGUGGACCUAUGCUGAUCCGUCCUGGGCUCGCAUUGCAGCACUUGUUCCAGUUGUCGUAUCUUGUGCUGAUGCUGGUGAUGAAGUUGCAAAUACAAUCCUGCAAGAUGCAGUCCAGGAGUUGGCUUUAAGUGUGAAAGCUGUUGUUCGUAGACUUCGCUUGUGUGGUGAAGAUGGGCAAGAUUCUUUUCCUCUUGUUAUGGUUGGUGGUGUUCUUGAAGCAAAUGAGAGGUGGGACAUUGCAAAAGAAGUUAUGAACUGUAUUUCUAAGGACUUACCUGGUGCUCAUCCAAUUAGACCGAAGGUAGAGCCUGCAGUUGGGGCAGCAUUGCUAGCUUGGAAUUCAUUCAUGAAAGAGUGCCACAAGGAGGUGUACAGACGAUGACCAUUGAUGAGUUGGAAUUCAAUUGUACAGCAGGUGAGGAUUACUUAAAUUAAAAGGGAAAUUUGGAAUGAACAAUAAGAGUGAUAAACAUAUAUUUCUUCAUACGGUAUUAGGCAUUUUAUUAAUCCAGGAUAUUUUUGGCUGAUGUUUUGCAAUAAGUUCUCUUUUAGUUUCGGUAUUUUUAUUUGGCACCUGUGUAAUUAAACAAUAAAUAAACACAAAUGUCACAGAGAGAGUGAUGUAUACUUGUGAUUUGCAACUGUUGUUUUUAUUUUUAUUUCUUGAUACGGUUUAGGCUAUAAAGAACUUGUGUUUAUUCAAUGGGCAAUUGCACCAGAGACCACAAGCAAGAGAUUAAUUGUAUCUCCUUCUAAACCUGUUUCAGACAAAUGAUAUUUACAUGCCAUGUUUGUAUUCAUCUUAGUAGUUUGGUAGGCAGUCGUCCACCUAGGUCUAUUUUCCUUCUCCUCCCCUGUGCAAUUGUACAUUAUCUCAGAAAGACUAUUACAUACAGAUGGAUGCUCAAUUGAUUAUUAUCUGUGUGUCAUUUCAACUAAGCUAGCAGUUUCAAAUGCCAUAGGAAGAACAACCAUUGAACGUUCACCAGAUUUAACUUUAAAAAAAUUGAAGUCGGCUGUUCAUCUUUCAUAAUAGAAGAAAAUUGUGUUA
This is a messenger RNA of Rubroshorea leprosula, 2010 nucleotides long. The record is from the annotation of a GenBank genome assembly. Lineage: Eukaryota; Viridiplantae; Streptophyta; Magnoliopsida; Malvales; Dipterocarpaceae.